Messenger RNA from Suillus plorans, 729 nucleotides. RefSeq lists its product as uncharacterized. Bases 1 to 729 code for a protein of 242 amino acids. The record is from RefSeq and is a predicted model, not a curated record. The transcript has 5 exons. Lineage: Eukaryota; Fungi; Basidiomycota; Agaricomycetes; Boletales; Suillaceae.
AUGACCAACCCAGAGUGGCAAGUUCUUGAAGACUUUGAAAAGAUCCUAGAUGUGCCUUAUAGAGUACAACAACAGAUGUCGUCUGAGAGCAUGCCCCGGUUGGGUAGUGCAGUUCCAUGCUUCGAGUUGUUUACGACUGCAUGGGAAUCACUCGCUAUCAGAGUUCCUCGACUCUGUCCCUUCAUUAAUGUUGGCUUGGAAUGGGCCAAGUCAUAUUAUGUUCGCAUGGACCUGACAGAUUCAUAUGUUAUUGCUAUGUUGACUGAUCCCUCAGUCAGACUUAGUUGGAUAAAGGACUACUGGGAGGAUGCUUGGAUAAAGCAUGCUGAAUGCAUGAUCCAUGACCUCAUGGUGGAAUACCGAAAACAAAUUUCACCUGAGGCUGUCAAGCAGUCGAAUACUACUCGCACCUCCAAGGCUGACACGAUUAACUCACUCGCUCAACUUUAUGGCCUCAGAGAUAUGCGCGUGAGGCACCCGCAGCAGUCUCAAGGUCCACAGACUAUCGAGCAAGAGUAUGAGUCUUAUGUUAAUGGUGACCUUUGGGACGAACAUGUUGAGAUACUCAAAUUCUGGGAGAAAGAAGUCAUGAAGGAAGUGAAGCAGAUUAUAUGGAGAAAUGUGUUACUUGAGAAUACAAUGCCCAACAUGACCAGCAAUAACACUAUGGCUCAAGCUGCUCUUCUGGAGGCAACAAAACAUAUUAUCCAAACUAUACUACGCACCUGA